Molecule: messenger RNA, 620 nt
Organism: Protopterus annectens (West African lungfish)
Lineage: Eukaryota; Metazoa; Chordata; Ceratodontiformes; Protopteridae
Gene: BANF1
Product: BAF nuclear assembly factor 1
Exons: 2
Coding region: 26-298 (90 amino acids)
Molecular function (GO): DNA binding
Source: RefSeq, a predicted model, not a curated record
GAAGUGCUACUGAAAUUUGGACAGUAUGUCAUCCACUUCUCAAAAACACCGUGAUUUUGUAGCCGAGCCUAUGGGAGAAAAGCCUGUAGAUGCUCUUGCCGGAGUAGGAGAAGUGUUAGGAGGCAGACUUUCAAACAAGGGUUUUGACAAGGCAUAUGUGGUGUUGGGGCAGUUCCUGGUGUUGAAGAAAGAUCAAGAUCUUUUUGUCGAGUGGUUCAAAGACAUCUGUUCUGCCAACUCCAAACAAGCAAAGGAUUGCUGCUCUUGUCUUAAGGAAUGGUGCGAUGCUUUCUUGUAAAAUGUCAAGCCUGAAACUUGGAUUCCUCAGUGUCAUUUAGUGUCAUGGCUGCAUUUAGUUAAUGGGACAUUGAAAACUGACCAUCUGGUUUUUACAUUUUACUUUUCAACAAAAUGUACUGCCUGCAUUUGCGAACAUCGGUCCAUUUAACAAUGCAGGGUUGUGAAUUAUUGUUGAGCUGUAUAUUGCCUCCUUUCCUAAGCACGUGUGGCAUCUUUUAAUUUUUGUAGCUAUCUUAAAUUUCUCCUGGACUGUUUUAUAGCAAAUGUUUGAUGUAUCAAAUAUAUUUAAAAAAUUGAAAUAAAGUUAAACUGCUGUCGUU